AUGUCUGUGUCACGGCUGGAAUCGAGACUCCGGAAACUUUUCAAUGUUCCUCGCAAAGGUGAAACGUUUGAGUUCAGGGAAGGACUUGUUUCGCAGUAUGCAGAUGAGCGGAAGGAUACAAUUCAAAGAGUGAUUGCUGCGAUGACAGUGGGCAAAGACGUGUCUUCGCUGUUCCCGGAUAUUCUCAAGAACAUCGCCACGCAUGACCUGGAGCAGAAGAAACUGGUGUACCUCUAUUUGAUGAACUACGCAAAAACAAACCCGGAACUCUGUAUCCUGGCCGUUAACACUUUUGUUCAAGAUACCGAGGAUCCAAAUCCUCUGGUUAGAGCACUUGCAAUUCGGACCAUGGGCUGCAUUCGUGUGGACAAAAUGGUCGAUUACAUGGAAAUCCCUCUGAAACGCACUCUCAAAGAUGACAAUCCGUACGUGCGUAAGACAGCGGCCAUCUGUGUGGCGAAGCUUUUUGACCUCAAUUCCCGUAUGUGCGUCGAGCAGGGAUUUUUGGACGAGCUGAUGAGUCUGUUGGACGACUCCAACCAGAUGGUGGUUGCAAACUCGAUCUCAGCGCUGAUAGAGAUUUCCAAGGCAACUAAUUCCAACAUUCUCAAGAUUGACUCAAAAAUCCUCAAAAAGUUGCUCAUGACACUGAAUGAGUGCACGGAAUGGGGUCGUAUUGCAAUCCUCACGGCACUGGCGGACUACGCUGCAGAAGAAGUUGGCGAGGUGCAGCACAUUAUCGACCGUGUCUCACCCCAGCUUCAGCACGAAAACCCAGCCGUUGUGCUUAGUGCAGUGAAAGUCAUCAUCAAGCAACUGGACAAGGUGGAUGAGGAGCAAAAGAAUUCGCUGCUGAAACGGCUUUCCUCUCCUCUAGUUUCGUUGCUAUCUACUCCUCCAGAACUUCAGUAUGUUGCUCUUAGAAACAUUCGUAUCAUUUUGGAGAAGUAUCCCGUGGUUUUGGCGAGAGAGCUCCGUGUUUUCUUCAUCAAAUACAACGAUCCGUUAUACCUCAAACUGGAGAAAAUAGACAUCAUGGUGAGAUUAGCAGACGAGUCAAAUGCAAUGCUGCUUUUAGCAGAACUCCGUGAGUACGCUAUGGAAAUUGAAAUUGAGGUGGUAGACAAGUCUGUUAUGGCUCUUGGUCAGCUGGCUAUCAAGAUUCCGAAAAUAUCGAAGAAGGCAAUUGAUGUGCUGUAUGAGCUCUUCAUCUCACGUUCGGAGUACGUCAUUGAUCAGCUAGUCGUUGUCCUACAAAACAUAUUGAGAAGGUACUCCAACGAGUACCUGACAACCGUCAUUACCAUCAUUGGAGAUCUGGAUUUGGAUUCUCUGAAAUCUAGUGAUGCGCUUGCAUCUUACGUGUGGAUUGUCGGACAGUACGCUUCGGAAAUACCUCAUUUGGAAGACCGUCUCAGGUCUCUGAUGGCGCAAUUCCAAGACAUGGACCCAGCCGUGCAAUCAGCGUUUUUGACCACGAUUGUGAAAAUCAAUCUCACAAAACCUACACCAGUUACACAAAGUUUAUUGCAACAGGCGCUCAAUCAGGCCACAAAAGAGAUAGAAAACCCAGACGUCAGAGACAAGGCUUACAUUUACUGGAGAAUCUUAUCAACAGAGAAUUCGGAGCUGCAAAAGAGAAUUAUCAUGAACAAGCUCCCCGUGCUUGAAUCUACAAUUGACCAUUUCCCGCCACUUCUUCUCAAUGAGCUUGUCAAUGAGAUCUCCAACUUGGGUUCAGUUUACCAUAAACCUGCCUCUAGUUUCAUCAAGUCAGUGGACGGUGAACUGAUCAACACUCAACUCCAGACCAAGAAAUUCGAGGAACUGCAGCAAAUGGCCAAGUCUGAGAUCGUCAAUAAUACUGUCAAGGCGGAAAAUUUGCUAGACUUUGAGGAUGAUUACGACGCUGCUCAAAAUUCAAGUGGACAAUCUGGUACGAGCACUCCGGUGACUGGAAACAUUUUGGAUGAAUUGAACGAUUUAUUCACUAAUUUGUCUUCGCAGGCACCACAACCACAGCCGUCUGGCUCCUCCGUAUUUAAGGAUUUGAUCCAGGAGCCGGAAUCACAUCAACAGUCCCAGCAACCUAAUCAACAGCAAAAAACUUCCACUGCUGAUCUUCUAGACUUAUUUUAG
Molecule: messenger RNA, 2139 nt
Organism: Ogataea angusta
Lineage: Eukaryota; Fungi; Ascomycota; Pichiomycetes; Pichiales; Pichiaceae
Exons: 1
Coding region: 1-2139 (712 amino acids)
Biological process (GO): intracellular protein transport; vesicle-mediated transport
Cellular component (GO): membrane coat
Molecular function (GO): clathrin binding
Source: RefSeq, a predicted model, not a curated record